AUGAGUUGUCUUUCCAAAGCCAGUUCUCUAUACAAGAAGUCCUUGGGCGUUUCUUCAUUUUUACAGGAUGAUCUUUUCGUGGUUACAGCUUCCCAUGUGUCUGGCUUGAUGCAUGGGACUGAGAACUUUCCUCCUUCUUUCUUUCCUCCUUCUUUCUUUCCUCCUUCUUUCUUUCUUUUUCUUCUUUCUUUCCUCCUUCUUUCUUUCCUCCUUCUUUCUUUCUUUUUCUUCUUUCUUUCCUCCUUCUUUUUCUUUCCUUUCUUUCUUUCUUUUCUUCUUUCUUCUUUUUUUUUUUCUUUUCUUCUUUCUUUCUUUUUUCUUCUUUCUUUUUUUUCUUUUUCUUUCUUUUUCUUCUUUUUUCUUUUCUUCUUUCUUUCUUUUUUCUUCUUUUUCUUUCUUUUUCUUUCUUUUUUUCUUCUUUCUUUUUCCUUUUCUUUUUCCUUUUUUCUUCUUUUCCUUUUUUUCUUUUUCUUCUUUCUUUCUUCUUAUUGA
Molecule: messenger RNA, 492 nt
Organism: Acanthosepion pharaonis
Lineage: Eukaryota; Metazoa; Mollusca; Cephalopoda; Sepiida; Sepiidae
Source: the annotation of a GenBank genome assembly